Messenger RNA from Penicillium daleae, 1155 nucleotides. Its product is annotated as intradiol ring-cleavage dioxygenase. The transcript has 5 exons. NCBI's taxonomy places the organism in Eukaryota, Fungi, Ascomycota, Eurotiomycetes, Eurotiales, Aspergillaceae. The record is from RefSeq and is a predicted model, not a curated record. Bases 1 to 1155 code for a protein of 384 amino acids. Gene Ontology annotation, molecular function: oxidoreductase activity, acting on single donors with incorporation of molecular oxygen, incorporation of two atoms of oxygen; ferric iron binding.
AUGGUUCGUCUUGCCUCUGCGGUUACUGCCGGCCUCGUUGGCCUGGCCUCAAUCGCUGCCGCCCACCCCGGCCACGAUCACAAGGCCGAGGCAGCUGAGCGCCGUCACUUCAUGCGCAAUGCUCCUAUUCAAUCGCGCAGCCUGUCCCAAUGCGCCUCAAAGCUAAAGGCCCGCGGUCUCGAGGCCAAGAACGUCGCCCGUCGUCACCAGACCGUCAAGCAAAUUCGCCGCCGUCGUGGUCUAAACACUAAUGGCCAUUUCCUCAAGGCUCGUGAUCUGGACACCCUCCUGAACACCUCUCACGCCUCUAACUUGACCGGUGUCACACUCUCCACUGAUGCCUCUGUUCUGUUCGGUUCUGAGGCUACCUGUAUUCUGGCUCCCGAUGUCACUCAAGGCCCUUACUACGUGAGCGGCGAAUUAAUCCGUGAGAAUAUCGUGGAUGACCAGGAGGGCGUUGCUCUAUACAUGGACAUCCAGCUCAUCGACACUAACACUUGCGAUCCCCUUCCCAAUAUCUACAUGGAUCUCUGGCACUGCAACGCCACUGGUGUCUACUCCGGCAUCCAAGCCAGCGGCAACGGUGACUCUUCCGUUGCCUCCAACCUCGACGCUACUUUCCUCCGUGGUAUCCAGCCCAGUAACGACGAGGGCGUUGUCCAGUUCGAGUCUAUCUUCCCCGGCCACUACACAGGCCGUGCUACCCACAUCCACGUCCUGACCCACCCGGCCAACGAGACCACCGUUCUCAAGAACAACACCAUCAGCGGCCUAUACUCCUCCAAAACCUCUCACGUCGGCCAGCUCUUCUUCGACCAGGACCUGAUUACCCAGGUCGAGAAGACCUCUCCUUACUCCACUAACACCCAGGAUCUGACGACCAACGCCGAAGACAGCAUUCUCUCCGAGGAGGCGGAUACCAUCGAUCCCUUCAUGGAAUACGUUCUGCUGGGUGACGAUGUCUCUGACGGUAUCUUCGCCUGGAUCUCCGUUGGUGUAGACAGUACCGAGGACAGCAAUGUCACUCCUGCGGCUUACUACACUGAGCAGGGUGGUGUGGAGAACGAGAGCUCUGGUAUGGGCGGUGGAGGUGGCUCUCCUCCUGGUGGCUCUUCUGCUUUCAGCGCUGGCGGUAGCCGCCCCACCUCGACUUAA